Messenger RNA from Salvia splendens (bonfire salvia), 1181 nucleotides. Its product is annotated as DELLA protein GAI1. The transcript is spliced from 2 exons. The record is from RefSeq and is a predicted model, not a curated record. The coding region runs from base 1 to 1068 and encodes 355 amino acids. Lineage: Eukaryota; Viridiplantae; Streptophyta; Magnoliopsida; Lamiales; Lamiaceae.
AUGGAGAUUGAAGAUGAAGGCCGUGAUGAUGGCAACAAGGGCCUUUUGGGAAAUCCCGGCGCCAUGAGAAAAGUCGCCACCUAUUUCGCCGAAGCCCUAGCGCGCCGAAUCUACAAAUUGUACCCUCCCAAUCACCAGGACUCCGCCUUCAACGAUUUGCUGCAAAUGCACUUCUACGAGACCUGCCCCUAUCUCAAAUUCGCCCACUUCACCGCCAACCAAGCCAUCCUCGAGGCCUUCGCCGGCAAAACCAGAGUCCACGUCAUCGAUUUCAGCAUGAAACAGGGGAUGCAGUGGCCCGCCCUGCUGCAGGCCCUCGCCCUGAGGCCCGGCGGCCCGCCGAGCUUCCGAUUGACCGGAAUCGGCCCGCCCUCGCAAGACGAAACCGAUCACCUCCAGGAAGUCGGGUGGAGAUUAGCUCAAUUGGCGGAAUCGAUCAAUGUCGAGUUCGAAUACAGAGGCUUCGUAGCGAGCUCGUUGGCCGAUCUGGACGCCGCGAUGUUCGACAUCCGGGAGGGGGAGACCGUGGCGGUGAAUUCGAUCUUCGAGCUCCACCAGCUGCUGGCACGGCCGGGGGCAAUCGAGAAGGUGCUUGAAGUUGUUAACAGAUUGAAGCCGGAGAUAUUGACAGUGGUGGAGCAGGAGGCGAAUCACAACGGGAGUGUGUUCCUGGACCGGUUCACGGAGUCGCUGCAUUACUACUCGACACUGUUCGACUCGCUGGAGAGCAGCGGUGGCGGGGGAGGAGAGGAGGGGGUUAGUGUUCAGGAUAAGGUGAUGAGCGAGGUGUACCUAGGGAGGCAGAUAUGCAAUGUGGUGGCGUGCGAAGGGGGGGAUCGGGUGGAGAGGCACGAGACGCUGGGGCAGUGGAAGAGCCGGUUGGGUUCGUGUGGGUUCGAGGGGGUUAAUUUGGGGUCGAACGCGUACAAGCAGGCGAGCAUGCUGCUGGCGCUGUUUGCAGGUGGAGAUGGUUACAGAGUGGAUGAAAAUAAUGGAUGUUUGAUGUUGGGAUGGCACACCAGGCCAUUGAUUGCUACCUCUGCUUGGAAACUCACUACUACUACUUAAUUAGAUUAGAAUUCUCAAUUCUAGUUUGUGUGUUUGAGUCGAGAUUCUCAUUUGCUACAUUCUUAGUUGAAAAUGAUCUAAGUUUCUUUCUAUAUUACUCCCUUUUUACAUUA